Molecule: messenger RNA, 1005 nt
Organism: Ceraceosorus bombacis
Lineage: Eukaryota; Fungi; Basidiomycota; Exobasidiomycetes; Ceraceosorales; Ceraceosoraceae
Source: the annotation of a GenBank genome assembly
AUGGCACUGGGCCCGCCACCAAAGGCCUUUGUCGAAGGGAUAUGCCGGAUCGUGAGAAGGACGGUAUUCCCGGGACUCCGACACUGCAAGAGAGAUGUCCUGAUGUCGCCAAGACCCAUGGGGGGCUUGGGCCUGGUGGACGUGCGGCUGCAAGCGGUGUGCUUGCCGGCAGCAGCGGUCUGGAAACGCUGGAGUCUAGAGCAGCGAGCCUUGUGGGCGCCCAGGCUGGACGAGGCCCUGACCAGACUCCUGGGCCAUCCGAACAAAGUCUACAGGUGGAAGAAGGGAGGCCUCAAGGCAGAGCGGGUCGUGGGCGAAGCCACAACACGCAGCUUACUCACCGUCAUGGAGAAGAAUCGACUCACCAUCAAGAAGCCUACAGCGGAAGACAUUGGCGCGCUACCGUGGCACCAGAACAAAUACGUGAAAAGAGUCAAGGUCCCGCGCAUGAGGGCAAACAUGCAGCGCAAGAGAGUAAGCAGCUUCCUGCAGGGCUUCAAGGCAUCCAGCGAGGCAGAGAAAACAGCCUUACAGAAGGCGCUGGAGCCAAUACAUUUCGAGGAGGAUGUCGUGGAGGUCCGGGCAAGGCCUCUGUGGGAACAAGUCCACCUAGGGGGUCAAGAGGUCUUCAAAUUCAAAGCGUCGACAGCGCGGAGAACAAAGGCAGCUUGCAAGGAAGAGGGAAGAUGGUCAGAGCUUUGGAAGGCAGGGAGGAAAAGGGACGCGUAUGCCUGGUGGCGAUUUGCCACUGGAAGUUACACGAGCGGAGCACAGAUGUCGAAGAUCUUCUGGAACGCUGACCGGAGCUGCCCACACUGCAACAAAGAGGAUGUGCCAAAACACCUGUGGGUAUGCACAGGCGUCAAGGACCUCAGGCUGUUUGAGGGGGAGAUGAAAAAGGUAAUUGGGGUGGCGAGAGAGCUGGAACAGAUAAGGAGAAGGUAUUGGGGCAAAUUGGAGACCUGUACCGAGAGGGCCCCAUUUGCACCUGAAGGAGGAGUCUAG